Molecule: messenger RNA, 1116 nt
Organism: Prosopis cineraria
Lineage: Eukaryota; Viridiplantae; Streptophyta; Magnoliopsida; Fabales; Fabaceae
Product: folate-binding protein 1
Exons: 4
Coding region: 134-1015 (293 amino acids)
Source: RefSeq, a predicted model, not a curated record
UCGAUCUACAAUCCCUGCAGUUAGGUUUUUGACUCCAGUCUUUCUCCUUGUUCAGCCCGUUAAAUGGUGGCCAUCCCAUAAUUGCACAGCAUGGUUGCGGUCGCACCUGGAACCCGUGGACGGAGCGAACAAUAUGAAGUAUGGGUUUCUGAUUUUCCUGAUCUUUUUUCAUCCUUUCCUUCUCUACUCCCUCGCUAAACCAAAUGGAGCAUGUGUUUCUCAAGGUAGUCGUUUUCCACCCUUCACGUCAGAGGGGAAGCCUCCCAAAAAAGGACCCAAAGAUUUGACCCUUUGCAGGGUUUUUCGCAAAAGAACUUGCUGUGACAUAACCCAGACUUACCCCGCUCUUUUGGCUGUAAGGAAGCUUGCGUCUACUGGGGAAGCCAGCCAGGAGUGCCUGGGCUUAUGGGAAUUGCUGGAGUGCUCUAUAUGUGAUCCACGCGUUGGUGUUCAGCCUGGACCCCCCCUCGUAUGUGCAUCAUUCUGUGACAGAAUUUAUGAGGCAUGUUCAAAUGCUUACUUCUCUAUGGAUGUGAAAACACAGAUUGUAGCACCUUGUGGAGUAAAUGACUUUGUAUGUGGUAGGGCUGCUGAAUGGGUCUCCAAUGGUACAGAUCUUUGUCUUGCUGCAGGUUUUCAAGUGAAACCAUAUGACAAUGCAUAUAUUAGCACCGAAAAAACAUCUUGUUAUGGUGAUGCAACCAGCCUAGAGUCAGUCGCUGAUUCAUGGAAGGCUUCACAGUUUGGGGUGACCCAGAGAGGUGACAAAUUGAGGGUGUUUGAAGAUAUCCCUCAAUGGGUGAGGCAAAUGCCAUUAAGUGAAAGAAUUUCCUGGGCUAUCGGAGGGAUGGUUCUAACAGCAGGAUUGGUGUUUAUGAGCAAAAGGCAGAGCCAUAACCAACGCCAGAAGCUGGCAGCUAUAAAACGAACUGCAAGAAAACUAGAAGGCAGGAUGAUGGAUCAACGACCUUCUAGUUCUAGUGCUCAAGAAAAUAGGAAAAGAUUUGUAAGAUGAAUGUUUCCUUGUAUGUUUUAUAUCAUACUUGUGCUAUUUUGUAGGUGAAUCUUGAGUUUGUUUUUAUGAUACUUAAGCGAAAAUACAUGCAUUAUAUUUUA